UUCCUCCUCAGGCUCUCUCCUUUCUCUUGAUUGUUUUCUCUCCCCUCUCUCUCUCUCUCUCAAUGAAGAAGCUCAACGACUGGAUUAUCGUGCUUUCUCUCUCUACUCUUCUCAUUCUUCGCAUCCUCUAUGUGUUAAGGUGCACAGGGAAGCCACUGCGUCGCUCGUCACAGCAGGCCCUCAAGACUCUCAUCGUUCUCGGCUCCGGUGGUCACACAGCUGAAAUGCUUAACCUUGUAGCUGUUCUUCAUAGGGACAGAUUCUAUCCUAGAUGUUAUGUUGCUGCUGCAACUGAUAAUAUGAGUCUUCAAAAAGCUAGGGUUUUGGAAGAAUCCUACUCUUAUGAGACUAAUGUAGGAAAGAUGGUAGAGGCUGCUCAGUUUAUGCAAAUUUAUCGAAGUCGAGAAGUUGGUCAAUCCUAUUUCACCUCUAUUGGGACAACUAUUUUUGCUAUGCUUCAUGCUUUAUGGAUGACAUUUAUAAUCAGGCCUGACAUGGUCCUGUGCAAUGGACCAGGAACUUGUAUACCUAUUUGUGUUGCUGCCUUCCUUUUUAAGGUAGUUGGUAUCAGAUGGAUGUCUAUUGUUUAUGUGGAGAGCAUAGCUCGAGUAAGGAAGCUCUCUUUAAGUGGUUUGCUGCUUUACAAGUUCCAUUUGGCAGAUCAGUUCUUUGUGCAAUGGCCUCAAUUGCAGAAAAGUUAUAGUAAAGCUCACUACGUCGGAUGUCUCAUGUAGUUGUCAACUCUUGCCUCAAUCGUGUUAUCAGGCCAUUUUCUGUUCCCGUAAUUAGUGCCCCAUCCACCACAACAUUGUGAACUUGGGCAAGUGAAUGUUUCUUUCCCAAGCUGCCUAUGCUGCACUAUUGUAAAGAAUCUCAACUGAAAGAUCAAGCCUCAAGCUCAGCCUGAUAAAGUCAUGAAAGAGAAGAUACAAUGGCCACAAACCUUAUUCCAUGCCCUGGACCACAUGUAAGUCCUGAUAUAGUCACAUUGUAAGAUCCAUGACCGAUAGAAACACAAUCAUCCCCUGCAACAAAAGACCAGCAUACAUUUUCUUCAUCAGAAAUGCUUGUUCCAUGUUUUAUCAACCCAUACAUACAUAAAUACAUGCAUACAACA
Messenger RNA from Amborella trichopoda, 1117 nucleotides. Its product is annotated as UDP-N-acetylglucosamine transferase subunit ALG14-like protein. Gene Ontology annotation, cellular component: UDP-N-acetylglucosamine transferase complex. NCBI's taxonomy places the organism in Eukaryota, Viridiplantae, Streptophyta, Magnoliopsida, Amborellales, Amborellaceae. The record is from RefSeq and is a predicted model, not a curated record. Gene Ontology annotation, molecular function: N-acetylglucosaminyldiphosphodolichol N-acetylglucosaminyltransferase activity. Gene Ontology annotation, biological process: dolichol-linked oligosaccharide biosynthetic process.